GAAUAUUGUGUUGAAUAGUGAGCUAUAGAUGAGUGAAGUAUUUGAGAGAUCAGUGAAUGGAUUAGUGUUUGGAUGACAACUGGAUGGUGGAGUUGAACGACUGGUUGACCACCGAUUGACAAUUUUCGGCAAAACUGUUUCGUUUACGGCAUUUCGGGAAUUCCAAGAGUGGCUCAAAGAGUGGUCGCAAGAGUGGGCACAACCAUUCGUGCGGUGAAGAUAUGAAGCAAGAGUUGAGUGCUUUUCAGCUGAAAGAUGAGGGAAACAAAUACUAUCUGAACCACAAGUAUGAAGAGGCCAUCAAUAGCUACACGCGAGCCAUAGUGCGCAACCCAUCUGUUCCCACAUUCUUCACCAACAGAGCGCUGUGUUAUCUAAAGCUUCAACAGUGGGAACAGUCGUAUCAGGACUGCCGGCGAGCCCUCGAAAUGGAGCCAAACCUAAUCAAAGGCCACUUCUUCUUAGGCCAGUCUCUGCUAGAAAUGGAUCACUUCGACGACGCC
This is a messenger RNA of Oppiella nova, 503 nucleotides long. The record is from the annotation of a GenBank genome assembly. Lineage: Eukaryota; Metazoa; Arthropoda; Arachnida; Sarcoptiformes; Oppiidae.